Molecule: messenger RNA, 1089 nt
Organism: Centrocercus urophasianus (Greater sage-grouse)
Lineage: Eukaryota; Metazoa; Chordata; Aves; Galliformes; Phasianidae
Gene: CUNH4orf46
Product: chromosome unknown C4orf46 homolog
Exons: 2
Coding region: 1-267 (88 amino acids)
Source: RefSeq, a predicted model, not a curated record
AUGGCGGAGGCUUCGCCCAGCACCGGGCCUCGGCGGGCCCGCAGCGGCAGUGAGGGAGCGGCGCCGGCCGGAGCCCUGCAGCUGGAGGAGGUGGAGAUGCAGAUCGGCGACGCCGCCUUCUCGCUGAGCCGCGUCCUGCAGGCCACAAGCGCCGUGUCGGCACAGGUGGAGGCGCUGGCGGCUCGCUGCUCGGAGAACGCGCGCUGCCUGCGGACGUGGCGGGACCUGCUGAAGGAGGGCUACGACUCCCUGAAGCCCAGCGAGUGAGCUGCUGUGGGACCGAGCCGUAUGGGCGUCUGUUUUGCGUGCGUGAAUUGCAGUCGUGUGAAAAUAACGUUGCGACUUUGGACUUCCUCGGAGGCUCAGGUGAUCUCAGGUUCGUGCUGAAGUAACGCACACGGAGUCACACUGCUCCCAGUGCUUUGCGGCCUUUUGAACACUCCUCGUUGCUGGAUGUCUUUGUGAGAACUUCCACAGCCUCCAGCCUUCCCGUGCCUGUGCUCUUUCAAUAUGGAAAGGAUGGGAUCGUGUGGCAGGUUGUGGCUUAUUUACAAGCUUUAGGUAACCCCUCUGUCCCAGACAUUGUUAUUUUAUUGUGGUAUAUUUCUGUGAGGUUGCAUUUUUGUUUUAUGAGAAGUUUUGUUACUGUCAACAAUUCUACACUAUUUUCCGUUGUAAUAAAGUGCCUUAUGGUGGUCCACAUCAGCAGUGUUUACUGUUAGGAUGAAUUGUUCUGAAGCACAAGGAAAAGCUUCCAUCGGUUAGGACAGAACCUGUGAAAUGGACUCUCCCAUCUUGGGGAAGAACUUUUUUUGUACUUGAUGCUGUUUUUAUGUCUUGCCUUAAGCAGUUACUAGUUCAUUAGUUUGGUGCUGUUAACAGGGCCUUUGGGUCUGGAAGAUCACUGUUAUGUAAUAAAUAUCUGUACCUAAACUCCUGUGCCUUUACCACAGCUGCAAAUGCUAAAAUACAAGGGGAAGCUGCAGGAGAAUGUAGCUAUACCCUGGAUCAGCCACAUUUUCCCUGGUAAAGCUAUUUUAAAGAGAAGCUGUAGUUUUGUAAUCAAAGCAAUAAAGUUCUUACAACAAA